Molecule: messenger RNA, 2771 nt
Organism: Lobosporangium transversale
Lineage: Eukaryota; Fungi; Mortierellomycota; Mortierellomycetes; Mortierellales; Mortierellaceae
Exons: 3
Coding region: 215-2695 (826 amino acids)
Source: RefSeq, a predicted model, not a curated record
CACAACUUCACUCUACUUUUACUCCUCUCCACAUUCCCUUUCUUCAUCACACCACAUUACUUCUUCUGUAAACCACCACUGAUUAAUGACACUAAAAUUCCUUGUUGGCGUAAGAAACACUAGCGACUAAAGCUGAGAUACGACCCGUCAGUAUUAUAAGAUCCGGCCCUUCAUCCAUCCUCCCACAUAGAUCCCUUUCAAAUCAGGCAGAAUAAUGAGGACAUCGUUCCAGACUGUAAUCUUAGUUAUAGUCUUUACUUUAAUUUCAGCAGUUUCAUCAGCAGCAUCACCACCAUUCACCACACCAACUGGCCAACGUCCUUCCCUAACUAUCACAACGCUAUUGAAAUCUACGACUGCUACUACAGGCACAAGCGUCAUCCCACCAACAUCGACGCCAGCACUGGCCAGUCCAACAACGAGUGCUGGAGAAGACCCUGGGAAAGAAAGCAGUUAUGGCAAUGCCACCAACACGAGGAAUCCGGCUUUAAUUUCAUGUCCUCCACCACUAAUUCCUAACUCUCUUCAGCUCUCCUCGUCGUCAUGCGAGGGGCAGUGCUGUAUUCCAUGUCCUGCAUCAUCUGUAUUUUAUGAGCCUGGGAAGCUAAGGACCAUCUACAUGUUGACUAGUAUCAUUCGAGCAAUAUCUGCAACAGCAUGUGGCUUCAUGUCAAUAUGCUACAUUAUCCUGCCAAGUCGAAGGAAACAUCCACAUUUAAUUGUGCUCAUCUUCACUGUCUUGUUGGUGCCUUGGGAGGGUAUUGGGACGAUUUGGUUAUACCAAAAAGAUGAUCUUUUAUGCAAAAAUGUUUAUGAAAUCGCCACCAUGUCCAAUUCCUGGUUGUGUGGACUGCAAGGGGUUGCAUUAGUGUAUAUCAUUUGGGUGGUGCUCUGUCUCGCGCUACUACUGAUCGCCAACCUUCACCUAUUAACAGUAUAUCAAUCUUUGGUGGUUGAGUCACACCUGACAAAACUAAUUGUCUUAACGUUUUUUCUGCCACUGUCAGCCGUGAUCCCCGUCGUAGUCUCAAAGAAAAUCGAGAAUCCAGGUUUCGGUUCUGUAUGCUUUGUGAGCUCUGAUGUUGCUAGUCCUUUGUUCUUUUACCCGUUAUCUGUCGUUGUUUGUAUCGCAGCGAUUUUACAUCUAGGAACCAUAAUCUUUAUGAUCAAGACAAGUAUCAAAGCAAACACAGUAUCGCUUAAUGACUCCGCCUCAUAUGACUUCAGCGACUCACAAAGCAGUAAGACCAUUUUUGCAGGACGACGUCGACUUCAGACGGCACGCGAUAUUUCACGUCUUCUUAAACAGCAAUGGCGUCCAGGAUUAUUUGCUUUAUUCAUCUUGGCUGUUGAUAUGGUUUACUCGCUUUUUUACUUCACUGCGGCAAAAAAGCUCGCAAUUGUGAAGCCCACAACACCCUGGUUCACGCAAUGGACAAAGUGCCUAGAAGGCCAAGCCAUGAUCUCUAUCCAGGCAGGUAGACUCUCACUAACUCCAACCGCGGAUCAACUAAUCAUCGCUGGAGAAGCUGCCCAAGCAGCAUGUGCCUCAAUAGCUGGCCCUUAUGUGCCAUCAUUCCCAUGGGCAGCCCUAGCAGAGGUAAUGCCGGCCAUUUUAGGGACCAUCAUUGGCCUUAUUUUUGGGACUAAGGUGGAGCUGUGGCAAGAUCUAAGGACACAACUAUUCGGGAAUAGAAACUCUGCUAUUCUUACCACGGACGGUAAUACAAAAGGAGACCGUGAACUAAACCUCAGUCAAGCCCAUGAGCAUCCGUUAGACGAACAAUAUCAAACGAAGCAACAAAGAACUACUAAGGACAAUGAUUUUUACUCAGGGGGCCUAGGAUCAGAUCAGGGGUUUUACAAUAGCCAUGAUAUUCUAGCACAGUCAGUAGUCCAUUAUGAUAAUGAUAAGCUUGAAUCCUCGAUGCCGUCAUCACCCACAACUCCUACGUCACCGUCUCCAGCUGCUGGCACAUUUAGGAGCAGCUUGAGAAAGGGCUCCAUUACAAUCGAUACUAUUCAUAGGCCUUCAAUAGGACAGGAUAUUCAAACACCAAAGUCUAUGAAAAUGACUCAAGAACGAGCUCAGCUUGUAGCGGAGGGGGCGGAACCGUGGCCAGCAUGGCCAUCAUCGAUCUUGCAUACCUCUCGUUACCCUAACACUGAGCUGGAGUCAUUUUACUCCGCCAUCCCCAUUAUCACAAGUAAUGGCAUCAUUAAUACUACACCUAUCAAUGCCCCAACUCAACCGCCUUCUUCUACAGAACGUCGACCUAGCUUCGCUAUGAGGAUACAGGAAGAAAAACCUGCGGCCGACGCUAACUCAGCCACACAGUGUCAGACAUCUGCUUCGCGGGGAUUCUAUAAUUCAGAAGAUUUGACAGCUGGUCCAAUACUCCAGGCCCUGAGUCGAAAGCAGAGCCUAAAAACGCAGGAGAUGUCACGACAGCUAAAACAACAACAGCAGAAAGUACAGGUAUCAACAAAGCCGCCACAACUCGAAGUGACGAUCCCAUUGCGCACUAAUAGCCGUCGUGAUCGUCAAGUACAGUUCCAGAUCGAGUCGGAACCAUCACAGCAACAAUUAACGCGCACUGAUUCUAUCCUUAGAUCACCUACAAGCCCUAAAAGCGCGAAUAUACCAACUACAUCUCCACCAGUGCCACGAAAGAGUGGCCGCCGGUAUUCUUGAGACUAAAAAUAACUAGCAUACCCAAUAUCCCUGUAAUGAAAUAUACCAUCUAGUAAAUUAAUAAAAAGUUGCGGAU